Molecule: messenger RNA, 2279 nt
Organism: Dissoconium aciculare CBS 342.82
Lineage: Eukaryota; Fungi; Ascomycota; Dothideomycetes; Mycosphaerellales; Dissoconiaceae
Product: glycosyltransferase family 61 protein
Exons: 1
Coding region: 187-1797 (536 amino acids)
Cellular component (GO): endoplasmic reticulum lumen
Molecular function (GO): protein N-acetylglucosaminyltransferase activity
Source: RefSeq, a predicted model, not a curated record
UGUACAAUAAUGGGUCACGAUGUGUCAUAUAUACAAUCAGCGACAGAUGUUCCAAGGUUGUCAUACAUCAAUUAGUGACAGUCUGCACGUACGACGAGAUGGGGAUCCCAGUACAUUAGGGUUGUCCGACCCCAAUGGCUUCUCCACGACCCUAGCGCACGAACUCCGCUGGCUCGUCCGCCACCAAUGCCGACAUACAGUGCUGCACCUGUGCCAUCGCAAAUAAUCUGCCAGGGAGUGCAUACUAUCCAGCAGUCCUCGGAGUCUUCAUGUGAUGUGAUGGCCGACUCACAAUCGUCGUUUCAACCGACCCGCGCGCACUACCGCGUGCUGGGAGUCGUCGGCCUUUUGCUGACUGUAUUCCUCUUGCUUCCGACAGGGGCACGCGACAGCAUAUCUCAUGUCUACAAGAACACACAACACGCAGCCGGAUCCCCGAACAAAGCAAAGGCCCCGGAAAAUCAUUUGCACGAGCAUAAUGAUCAGCCACAAAACCUCGGAAAGCUUAUUCAGGGCCAGCCAUUAACGACCCAGCCGAGCACAGAAAAUUGUGGCAGCAGAUUCGGCUCGGAGUAUAUCCAGGCCUUCUCUCGUACAGCUACCCAAUAUUGCGAUGCGGAAUCAUGGGCGAACCUGACGUGCUUCAGCCACAAGGUAGAUGAGAAGCGCGUUGAUUCCUUCUGUUAUGGCGGUCCCGCUCUAUUUGAUUUCGCUCACCGGGGCGAGAUUCACAUCGAUUGCAAAGUCAGAGAUCUUACCGACUCAGAGCUCCAACAAGGUAUUCCUCAAUUCCGCAACUUUCCCACAUACUGGUACGACACCGGCCCGAGCUACAUUUUCAAGGAGAAAAUGAACGUGGAUCGAAUGGAGGAUCACAUCCCCGAGUACCCCGAGGUCUCUUUACUCAUCCAGCGUGAAGAUAACAACCGGAACCUUUGGCAUACUAUGAUGGAGAUCAUGUCUCUCACUUUCUCGUUGGAUGUGCUUCGACAAACUACAGACCCGCUCACCGGAAAGCCCUUCUGGACCGAGGCUGAGCUCGCAAAGACCCGAGCCGUCUUUACUGAUCGAUUGGAACAUGGUCCUUACUGGGAUCUCUGGCGCUUGUUUGCAGAAAAGCCAUCAAUCCGCAUGACGGAGAUGUCGUCCCGCCUCAACAUAGCUAUCACGAAGGUCCUUGUGCCGCUGCCUGGUGGCAGCAAUCCCUUCUGGCAGGGCGACUGGACGCAACUGUCAUGUGGCGAGUCAUCUUUGCUCAAGCAAUACGUCCAACGGGUACUCAAAUUCUUCAAUGUUCGAGAGGGCACUCCGCGCGGAGACCGGCCACUCAUUCUGACCGUCGUCGACCGGACCAAGAAACGUCGAUUAUUACACCAGGAUGACUACCUCGAAGCGCUGAGAAAGAAGCAUCCCAGCGUCAAUAUACAAGUCAUCAACUUUGCCAAGCUGCCGCUUGCCGAGCAGAUCCGCACCGCACACCAUAGCGAUAUCCUUGUUGGCGUUCACGGCGCGGGCCUGACGCAUGGGAUGUGGCUACCGGAGUCGUCAGCGCUGGUUGAAAUCUUGCCACCGGACCUGGACCAUUGGGGUUUCUCUAACAUGGCCAAGUUUCUAGGCCAUCGUCAUUACCGGGCCAAGGGUAGCAGACACGAUUCACCUGACAACAACGGAGAUUGGCAGCAUGAUGAUGUUUUUAUCAGCAAGGACGAGUUCCUUGCGCAUUGCGAAAAGGCCAUUGCGAGUUUCAGCCGGACCUCCAGGAGCGGUAACGGACUCUCUGACAUUGCGGGAAGAUAGUCCUCGGGGUUUAAGCAUAUUGUAACAAUACAGUCUACGGCACCGGUCUCUUGCUGUCCUUCCCGCAUGUAGCGGAAAAGUUCUUAUAGUUGAUUGACUCCAAGCCUACCCCUAAUGCUUGGGCCUUGACUAUCGUCUCCCAUGAUUAAGCCACUGUCGGCCGGCGCUGCAUGUCCUGACCCAUCCUUGCAACAAGUCCAUUGUGCACGCGCAUGUUGUAGAUUCGGGACCACAUUAGCGCGGUCUUUAUUGACAUAGCCGAAGAUUGUAUACUAUGUUUCGGCGGAAAGAGUCCGCGUAGCCCGGGGAUCUUGGGAAUUUUAGGCGGUGGACCGGCCUGUAAGUAUAUAUUAUAACGGAAAGGGGAGAGACAGAUGCCUCAGGCAGCAGCUAGGGUUUCGCGCCUGGGCGCGGGCCGCAGACACGUCCAGUACCUCUGGCAGUAGACAGGCUUCCGAAGCAUUUCGACGCGUACAAUGAGC